AUGGGCUCCACUAUCCAAGAUACCUUCCCUCUCACUAUUCCGGAAUGGAGAGAGGCUCAAGAAGCUGGGGACGGCCUUAGCCGACUCUUGUCGGUUCGUGAGUCCGAGGCCACUUUAAACUCCAACGCCUGGAUAGCACUGGCCACACCGUCCCAAAUCGAGCAUCAAUGGGCUCACGCUGAAUCCUUACGUUUAUCUGGUGCUUCCCUGCCACUCUUCGGCGUCCCCUUCGCGGCCAAGGACAAUAUUGAUGUCGCCAGCUUCCCCACAACUGCCGCGUGCCCCAGCUUUGCCAAUGGCCCCGUGGACCAGGAUGCCGCAAUCAUCGCCCGUCUCAAGGCUGCCGGCGCCAUCAUGCUCGGCAAGACAAACCUCGACCAAUUCGCUACAGGCCUUGUCGGCACUAGAUCACCGUAUGGCCCAGUGAGUAACUCCUUUGAUCCCGCCAGAGUCAGCGGCGGCUCGAGUUCCGGCAGUUCUGUCGUCGUUGCGAGGGGCGUCGUCCCUUUCUCCCUUGGUACAGACACGGCUGGCAGCGGCCGUGUUCCCGCCGGUCUGAAUAACAUCGUGGGAGUGAAGCCUACUAGAGGUGCCUUGAGCACGACCGGGGUAUUGCCCGCAUGCCGCAGCCUCGACUGUGUGUCCAUUUUUGCACUCACAGUCGAAGAUGCCGAGACGGUCUUGGCUGCGGCCGAGGGCUUCGACCCCAAAGACUUCUUCUCAAGGGCACGGCCGGAUACCCCAAGUAUAGUCGAGGGACAUCGCAUGGCGGUCUGCGACAACCCUCCAUGGUUCGGCAAGACUGAGCAGUCUGCGGCCUACGCAAAGGCCCUGGAGAAAGCCGAAACCCUCGGUUGGACACUUGAGCCCGAGGACUUCUCUCCGCUCUUCAAACUCGCCAGCUUGCUUUAUGAGGGUCCCUGGGUUGCGGAACGCUACGCCGCUAUCAGAGACUUCAUCGAGGCAGACGGAGACAAGAUGGACCCCACCGUCCGGGAGAUCAUCCUGAAAGCCAAAGACUUUAACGCCGCAGACCUUUUUGCGUCAGAAUACCUACGUCAGGAGCUGACGCGCAAGAUCAAGAACCAAUUUGGUGGCUUUGACGCCAUCCUGGUUCCCACUUCUCCCACUUUCCCUACCAUUGAGGAUCUUGCCAGGGAGCCGAUCAAGGAGAACGCCUAUCUUGGCACAUACACCAACUUUGUCAACUUCAUGGACUGGACCGCGCUGGCGAUCCCUGCCGGCUUCAGAUCCGAUGGACUACCCUUUGGCAUCACCUUGAUCUCAUUCACGUGGGACGAACCAAAGCUGCUUUCACUGGCAAGGGAAUGGCUUUGCACAAGUCCCCGGCCGCUCGGGGCAACCAAAAUUGAAAGAAUCGAUACACGGGAAUCUGGCGCCAUCGCAGCGGGCGAGCCAAAGAAGACUCGUCUUGUGGUGGUAGGUGCUCACCUGACAGGGUUCCCUUUGAAUAAAGACCUGACGUCUCGUGGAGGAACACUAGAGACGGCCACAACGACAUCUCCAAACUACAAGUUUUAUAGUCUAAACAUCGGCGGCACGGUAAAGAAGCCGGGCCUGCAGCGUGUUCAAACCGGUGGCAGCGCCAUUCAGGUCGAAGUUUGGGGUAUACCCACGACGGAGGUCGGUAGCUUCCUGAAGACCGUGCCUUCGCCUCUCGGCAUUGGUUCCGUCGAGCUCGCUGACGGGAGCUGGGCUCCUGGUUUCAUUUGUGAGCCCUAUGGAUUGGACGGUGCUAUUGACAUCACCUCAUUCGGAGGCUGGCGUGCCUUCAUCAAAUCUCUAUCCCCCGAGGAUUUUCAGCUUGGCAGUAAUUCAAAGACUCGGGACAUCAAGACCGUCCUCAUCGCCAACCGUGGAGAGAUUGCCGUCCGAAUCAUCCAGACUUUGCAUUCCAUGGGCAUCAAGGCCGUUUCGAUCCACUCCUCUACCGAUGCCCGCUCACCUCACGUACGCAACGCCGAUGUGUCCCUUCCUCUUCAAGGUAACUCUGUCUCGGAAACCUACCUCAAUGGCUCGCAGAUCAUCUCUCUCGCAAAAGGCGCAGGCGCCGAUGCCAUCAUUCCGGGGUAUGGCUUCUUGGCAGAGAAUGCCAAUUUCGCUUCAGCUGUCGAGGCUGAAGGCAUGGUCUGGGUCGGGCCGACCGCUGACCAGAUGCGGCAACUCGGCUUAAAGCACCUCGCUCGUGAUGUUGCCAUUGGAGCAGGUGUCCCUGUUGUGCCUGGCAGCAAGCACCUCCUCAAGAGCGCCGAAGAGGCUCUCACCGAGGCAGGCCGUAUCAAUUAUCCCGUGAUGCUGAAGAGUACCGCGGGUGGUGGUGGUAUUGGCCUCAAGCGCUGUGAUGAUGCUGCAUCACUUAUCGAGGCCUUUGAGAGCGUUCAGAGGUUGGCGCAGGCCAACUUUGGCGACGCUAGAGUCUUUGUGGAGCACUUCAUUGAGCAUGCUCGUCAUAUCGAGGUACAAGUCAUUGGCGACGGAGAGGGCAACGUCACGUCUGCCGGUGAGCGAGAUUGUUCCUUGCAACGACGGAAUCAGAAAGUGAUUGAGGAGAGCCCUGCCACCUUUGUACCUCUCGAUGUGCGUAAAAGGAUGCGCAAGGCCGCUGUCGACCUCGCCUCCGCCGUCAAAUACCGCAACGUCGGCACCGUCGAGUUCAUCUACGACAUUGACACCUCGAAAUUUUACUUCCUCGAGGUCAAUACCCGGCUACAAGUUGAGCACCCCGUCACGGAGUCCGUGACAGGCCUUGAUCUGGUUGAGUGCAUGAUCCGUGUGGCAUCUGGCGACAGCAAAGACAUCUUCGCCAAGCCCGAAGGGUUCGAGAUCAAAGGUGCCGCGGUCGAGGUGCGCGUCUACGCGGAGAGUCCGCUCCAGAACUUCCGCCCCUCCCCAGGCCGCCUGCUGGAUGUCUCUCUCCCUGACGGGGUACGCGUCGAUACAUGGGUUGAGCCCGGGAUGGAGAUUUCAUCGACCUACGACCCCCUCGUGGCGAAGAUAAUUGCCACGGGCCAGGACCGACCAGCAGCGAUCGCCAAGCUCGCUGAAGCUCUGGAGAAGACGGUCAUCACUGGCGUUGAGACCAAUCUGAACUACGUCCGCCACAUUGUCGCGUCGGAGAUAUUCAGUUCUGGUACCUUCACCACGACGUCCCUCAACACCUUUACGUUUGAGUCUUCCGUCUUUGAGGUCGUUGAUCCGGGCACCCUCACCGUUGUCCAAGACUACCCGGGGCGUAAGGGGUUAUGGCACGUGGGCGUCCCACCGUCCGGGCCCUUUGACGACUACUCCUUUAGGCUCGCAAACAGACUGGUCGGAAACGACUCGCGCGCCGCCGGGCUUGAGUGUACCAUUCACGGUCCCAGCCUUCUCUUCCACUGCGACGCCGUCGUAGCUGUCACCGGUGCUACCGCCGAAGUUAGAAUCGACAAGGAGUCCGUCCCGCAGAACUCCGUCUUUCCUAUUCAAAAGGGCCAGACGCUGGUCAUUGGUGGCGCAACAUCCGGGUAUCGCAGCUACCUCGCUAUCCGCGGCGGCAUCGCCGUCCCCGAGAUCUUCAACUCUCGCUCGACCUUUGCGCUGGGCCAGGUCGGAGGCCACAACGGACGGAACCUCCGCUCCGGUGAUCUCCUCCCCGUGGGAAACCUGACCGUCACCGCCCCAUCUACCGCCUCCGGCCCGGCAACUCCCAUCCCGUCCGACCCGGCCAACGCGAACUGGUCCAUCGGCGUCGUCCCCGGACAGCACUCGUCACCCGAGCACUUCACAGAGCAGGGCUUCAACACGCUCUUCUCCGGCGAGUGGAUCGUCCACUACAACAGCAACCGUGUCGGCAUCCGCCUUGACGGCCCAAAACCGCAGUGGGCCCGGCAAACCGGCGGCGAAGCCGGCCUGCACCCGUCCAACAUCCACGACAGCCCCUACUCGGUCGGCAGCGUCAGCUUCACCGGCGACGAGGCGGUCAUCCUGACCUGCGACGGGCCCAGCCUUGGUGGCUUCGUCGUCUUCUGCGUCGUCGCCUCGGCCGAGAUGUGGAAGCUAGGCCAGCUCCGCCCGGGCGACAGGGUCAAGCUCCAGCCCAUCAGCGUCGACAACGCCCUCUUCCUUGAGUCCGCCCUCAGACGUUCCAUAGCUGAUCUCACGCCCCUGGCAGUGGACGUCACCCCGCUAUCCAACAGCCCGACGACACCAGACUCGAACCCUCUCCUGGGCGAUAUCGGCAGCGCAGGCCGCCGCAUCGCCGUCCGCCAGGCCGGCGACAACGCGAUGCUCCUGGAAUUCGGCACGGACGAUGUCUUCUCCCUCCGCCAAAGUUUCCAAAUCUUCUCCUUCAUCGCCCGCCACAAAACAAACCCCAUCCCAGACGUCCGUGAGCUCUCCCCUGGCGUCCGCACCCUGCACGUACAAUACACGCCCCAAACACCACCACCCACAAUCCUCUCCGCCCUCCGCGCCCAUGAGGCCUCCCUCCUCGACGACGAGACGAUCCUCCCCACCUCUAUCCCCUCCCGCACCUUCCACCUCCCCCUCGCCUUCGACGACAGCAUCUCCCGCGCCGCCGUCGCCCGCUACGCCGCCACCAUCCGCGCCACCGCCCCCUGGCUCCCUAGCAACGUCGACUUCCUCCGCCACCUCAACGCCCUUCCCUCCCGCGCCGAUGUCGAGCGCAUCUUCCUCGACGCCACUUUCCUCGUCCUCGGCCUCGGCGACGUGUUUCUCGGCUCCCCCUGCGCCGUGCCCCUCGACCCGCGCCAUCGCCUCUUUGGCACGAAAUAUAACCCCUCGCGCUCCUUUACGCCGCGCGGCGCUGUGGGUAUUGGGGGCCAGUAUAUGUGCAUCUACGGCAUGGACUCGCCGGGAGGGUACCAGCUGGUCGGCCGCACGGUUCCGAUCUGGGAUGAUGUUGCCGCCUCCGCUGUCGUGUCGCGCUGCCGUGGCGGCGGCAACGGAAAAGCCGAAGCUGCCGCAGAGCCGUGGAUGUUUCGCCUUUUUGAUAGGAUAUCCUACUAUCCCAUCCCAGAAACCGACCUCGACGCCGCCAUAGCACAGGGCCGGGUGUCAGACCUCGUCCGCAUCGUGGAGGGGAGCCUCGACCUGGAAGAGUACGAGUCCUGGCUUGCGGCCAACGAAGCCGACAUUGAAGCCACGCGCCGACUCCGCGCCAAGGCGAUUCGUAACGUGCCGUUCAUGGAGGAGCUGCUUCAGCCGUAUCAUCCGCCCGAGAGCGAGCGGCAUGGCGUCUUUGGUGAGGGAGAGGAGGGAGACGGCGGUAGCGGCGUGGCGGGGGAGAGAAUCAAGGCGCAGAUGCCGGGCCGGUGCUGGAAGUGCGAGGUGCGGGCCGGCGACGAGGUCGAGGUGGGCGACGCGCUGGUGUGGAUUGAGUCGAAUAAGAUGGAGAUCAAGAUUGGGAGUCCGGUAAAGGGGAGGGUUGUCAAGAUGUUGGUUGCCGAGGGGGAUGUUGUUGGACCGUUUGAUGAUUUGCUUGUUGUUGCGACUGAGUGA
Messenger RNA from Colletotrichum orchidophilum, 5520 nucleotides. RefSeq names its product urea carboxylase. The transcript is spliced from 2 exons. The record is from RefSeq and is a predicted model, not a curated record. Lineage: Eukaryota; Fungi; Ascomycota; Sordariomycetes; Glomerellales; Glomerellaceae. The coding region runs from base 1 to 5520 and encodes 1839 amino acids. Gene Ontology annotation, cellular component: mitochondrion. Gene Ontology annotation, molecular function: methylcrotonoyl-CoA carboxylase activity; ATP binding; metal ion binding.